AUGUCCGCAGAAGUGAAGACCACGGCGUCUCCGGACCAGAAAUGGCUCGACAGCUUCAUCUCUCUGCUCUCCCGCUCCUACCUGACCACUCCCCUCACCACCGCCUUCAUCACCGAGAUUGACAACACCAGCCCCUCGGCAGACGUCUCUCAGGUGAUGACCCCGGAACGUCUCACCAAGCACUUCACGCUGGGUAUCACGGCUGCGGCCAAAUCUAAUGUUGUCCUGAUCGAGUCGGGCGAUUUCACGGCCGCCGCCCUCUUCGAACCCCCCGAUUUCUGCGGCAUCCCCCCUUCGCAGGCCCGGCGGAAUCCAGGUCCCAUACUGCAAGAGUGGCGGAGCACGGCUCGCAGGUUGAAGGCCAAAUAUCUCUCCAUCCCUGACCAGGGGGAGCACAGCUACGACCAACCCGCAGCGCCCUCGCAGUCCUCGGGAGCUCCCUCCGAGGACCCAUACCCGGCCGACUUCAACAAGGACACGGACUUUGAGACCCGCCCAUUCUAUCACCUGGCUAUGAUUGCGAGGGAUCCCGACGCCCCACCCGACAAGAGCAACAAGGCCUUCAAGGCCUGCAUGGACUAUUUUCUGAAAAGGGCAAGGGACGAGGGGGUGCCGGUCUGGUUGGAGACGGCCAGCGAGAGCGCCAUGAAGGAAUAUGAGAGUCUGGGGUUCAGGGUGUGCGAGGAGGUGGUCAUUGGGAAGGGGAGGGUCAACGAGAAAGGCUGGCCGACAGAGGGUGGCAAAGGCGUGAUGACUUGGGCCAUGAUCUGGGAUGAACACUUGAGUUGA
This is a messenger RNA of Fonsecaea nubica, 789 nucleotides long. RefSeq lists its product as hypothetical. The coding region runs from base 1 to 789 and encodes 262 amino acids. The record is from RefSeq and is a predicted model, not a curated record. The transcript has a single exon. NCBI's taxonomy places the organism in Eukaryota, Fungi, Ascomycota, Eurotiomycetes, Chaetothyriales, Herpotrichiellaceae.